Molecule: messenger RNA, 717 nt
Organism: Hibiscus syriacus
Lineage: Eukaryota; Viridiplantae; Streptophyta; Magnoliopsida; Malvales; Malvaceae
Exons: 4
Coding region: 1-717 (238 amino acids)
Molecular function (GO): catalytic activity
Source: RefSeq, a predicted model, not a curated record
AUGGUUAGGGGUGCUGGUAGCUAUGGUUUUAAUCAUUGUUUUAAUAUGUUUGAGAAAGCCCACAGCCCUCCUCUUGUGACUCUUAUGGAGCCUCGGAUCAGUGGAAGUCGAGCUAAUGGGUUCGAUCAAAUUCAUAGGGUAAUCUAUAUCACUUUCGUGUAUGCUAGCCCAAAUGCAAACAUUAGGAAGUCUAUUCGGGAUAAAUUGAGAAUGCUCAACCCGGGUGAUAGUGUGCCUUGGUUAGUUGGUGGUGACUUUAAUGCUAUUCUUCGUACUGAGGAUAGAUCAGGUGGUGUCGUAAGUAGAAUGGGAAUCAACCAGGAUUUUAACAAUUUUGUCAUUGAUCAGGCGCUUGUAGAUAUCCGCUUUGAUGGGCCUUGGUUUAUUUGGGUGCGUAGUUACCUUCGCCAAAGGAUUGACAGGUUCUUAGCUAAUGAUGCUUGGUUGACUCAGUUUCUAAACUCUUUUGCUUCCCAUAUUGUGAGAAUUGGUUUCGAUCAUAGACAGGCGAGACUUUUGGAUUGGAAUAGGAAUGAAUUUGGCAAAAUUGGCAAGCGAAAAAAUCAGUUGAUUGCGAGAAUUCAAGGGAUUGAUAGUGUAUUAGCCCAACGUGAGUCUGCAUCUCUAAUCAAUCUCGAGAAUCGCCUGAAAAUUGAGCUCGAAAGUGUUCUUCAUUAUGAGGAGAGUUUGUGGUUUCAGAAGUCCAGAUGUAAUUAG